CCCGGUUCUGGGGCUGCAGGUGCCAGAAAAGCUCGGGGGAAGGGGGAGUUGGCUCGCAUCAGCCCCACCGAACGCCCCCCCCCACCCAGGUCGGAUGGCAUCUAACUACAGAAAAGCUGGCUUGGGUGCUGUCCAGAGGAAAAAAAGUGGAUUGAAACCAGAACUAACUGAAGAACAAAAGCAGGAGAUCAGAGAAGCUUUUGAUUUAUUUGAUACUGAUGGAUCUGGAAGCAUUGAUGUAAAAGAACUGAAGGUUGCAAUGCGUGCUCUAGGCUUUGAGCCAAAGAAAGAAGAAAUUAAAAAAAUGAUAGCAGAUAUUGACAAAGAAGGAAAUGGUACCAUUGACUUUGAAGUCUUUUUGGCUAUGAUGACACAAAAAAUGAGCGAGAAAGAUUCAAAAGAAGAAAUCUUGAAAGCAUUCAGAUUAUUUGAUGAUGAUGGGACAGGAAAGAUUUCUUUCAAAAAUUUAAAGAGAGUUGCCAAGGAGCUAGGAGAGAAUUUAACAGAUGAAGAAUUGCAGGAAAUGAUUGAUGAAGCUGAUCGAGAUGGAGAUGGAGAAGUAAAUGAGCAAGAGUUUUUGAGAAUUAUGAAGAAGACCAGCCUAUAUUAAUGUUUGCUAUUGCCUUCUCUUAUGGUGGUUUUAAAAGAUUUUAAAAAAAAUGUUGGCCUGCAGCUUUACUUGAAGCUUCAUAACAUAUAAAGAAGGGAGUAUAUAUUUUGUUUGUUUUCUUUUUUUGGAUAGUAUUUAUUUUAUUUUUUUAUGAUAAAAAUGCAGGGUCUGUAUAGUCAGGAAGACUGCGGGUAACAGAAGAACUAGUGAAAUGAGACAUCCUAGGAGUGAAAGCUGAGAGAGAGUUAGUCAAACUAUUACUCAGUUUUUUUGUUUUUAAAUAUAUGUAAAGUUCAGUGACUAACAAUUUGGAGAAAGGAUACAGGUUGAACCUCCCUGGUCUGGAACCCUCAGGAUCUGACCAAUUGCGUAUGAGGGAUUUUGCCGGACCAGUUGAGGUAAUUUCUGGCUCCCCUGCUACUGGUCCCCCCAGCCCUGGAUCAGCUGCCAGCCUCCUGGCUGCCCCGUCUAGCCCCACUGCCCUGCCAGUCCCCUCCCCCUUUUCCUACUAAAUUAGGCAGCCCAACUCCCUGUGCGCCCAGCUCCUGGCUGAACCUGGCACCCUGCUGUGGCUUGCUGGGCUCCUGGACGCACCAGACAGCUCCACUGGGUUGUACCUAGUGGCACAGCAGGCAGCACAGCUGUGGAAAGCUCAGCUGCGGAGAGCCUAUCUGCCAGCUUUCCACUGGGACUCUCCGGUCCUGGAACAUCCAUGGUCCAGCAUCAGACCAGGGAGUCCUGGUUAACAGAGGUUCAACCUGUAUUAUUGGAAACAACACCUAGGCCCCUUCAUUUAAGAUAUGUGAACACAUAAUAAACAUGUUCUCCAGCAAAUCUAGGGAUGACCAGAGUUGGCGUUCUUGAUAUUUUUAAUACGUUACAAUUAAUUACAGGUUGAGUUUAUACUUCCUAAAGAAACAAAGGCACAAGGCUAACAUUUUUAUUUUUGUAAGGUUUUCAGGUCUACUACCAUGUUUAUUGCCAUUAAGGAAUCUAAAAUCGGUUGUAUAUCCAUAUUUAUUGUUUCUUUAUGAAACACUGUUCCUUUUUGUGGCCAGUUGUGUUGGGACUUUGUGGCAGGUAUGUGUAGUAGCAAAUAGCCAUGUACAAUAUAAGUUCUGUUAUACUAUAUGCCUUGCUAUCUGUAGAUAUUGUUUCAUUUUGCAAUCCCUUGAUUGUCUGAAAUCUAGUUUCUCUGAAGUUGGUGUUUCCCACUUUGUUUGGAUUAUCUAAGUUGUAGUAUAUGUAAUUAUUGUCUUGUUCCUUGGUACUGAUUUCUAAAGCAUUACUGACUUUCUUCUAGUCUUUUAAGUAUUUGGAGUGAAAUUCACAUGUAGGUACCACUGAGAGGCCAGAUUGUGUGCCCCAAGGUAAAUGUAAUAAAUUAAUUUGUUAUACUACAUAGAUGUCAAGAACAAGUAGAUUAAGGUCUAUUCACCCCAAAUUCAUGUCUGGAGGGUCUGUGCAUAUGAGAGUUGCUUUUUAAUUUGUAUUUGAUAAGAGUACUCUAAUUUUCUUGAGAUUGUCUAGAUAGUGCCAAUUUCACCUAACUGACUUCUCUGUGUUUGCUUUCUGCACACAAGCAUGUAUCAGUGGUGCUUAAUUUGUCAUCUAAGUAUAUAAUCCCCAGAUAAUUAUCCUUGAUUGACUACUAGACAACCAAAUAAAAGUUGUAAGGAGGCCAUGAAACCUAAACAAUGUCUUUCUUGAUUGCAUCUUCCAAAUGGGGUUUAUAUAACGCUGAGCUGAAAAAUUGCAAUUGCUUUUCAGUUGUGAGGCCCCAGCAGGGGUUAGCUAGUUCCAGCUAAGGAAAUGGGAAGUGAUAAUUUAUAUGUGAACUCUUGACUUGCAGAUGGAGAGCUGAUCUGUUUUGUUAUCAUUCUAGCUUCGGGCUGUGUAUUUAUCUCUUUGGAUAGGUCACACUUAGCUCUUAUAUAGCUGGCCUCAAAUCUAUGGAAAGCCCUAUGUAUUGAAUAGAGUCCAUAUGAACUAAAACAUUUAUUUAUUAAGUCAAUGUUAACUUUUUUCUACUGCAGUUGAAGUGAUCUGUAGUACUCUAAGCUUUUUUAAAAAUAGAUGUUUCCACUUUGUAUGAAAUGAAAUAAAAUGAUUUUGCAAGUA
Pelodiscus sinensis (Chinese soft-shelled turtle) is the source of this 2731-nucleotide messenger RNA. RefSeq lists its product as uncharacterized. Lineage: Eukaryota; Metazoa; Chordata; Testudines; Trionychidae. The record is from RefSeq and is a predicted model, not a curated record. Gene Ontology annotation, cellular component: myosin II complex. Gene Ontology annotation, molecular function: calcium ion binding.